AUGAAUUCUGAGACCUCCGAGGAAUCGGCUUCCUCCAUGAAGAGGGGGGAAGGGACUCCUCUUAGGCCCAGGGCGGUCCUUAGAAGGCAGGAGGCAGCAGAGAACUCCCAUAAAGGUACUGCGGCACUCCCCUCCCCCUGCCAAGGGUGCGGCCUUCUCUCCGCCUACUCUACUGCAGCUCUCUCCGGAUUGCAGCUCGCGCGGAUUUUUGGAGAGCAGCGCCUCCCGCCUACAAACCAGCCCGACCAACCCCCGCCCCUUCACUCCCACGGGUGUGCGGAGCAGGUCCCGCUCGUCUCGUCCCUCGAGCAGUGGCAUUUCGGGUGGAGCCGUACUCGCCACCUCCCAGCAGCUUUAGGCUGGCGGGCCGCCCCCCGCCCCCAGCGCGCGCUUCCUGCCACGUUGCGCAGGGGCGCUGGGCCAGACACUGCGGCGCUUGGGCCUCCGGGAAGGCCGGAACCAGCGACCGCCUCCCCGCCACCCCCGCUGGCCCGCGCAGUGGCUUCGCUCAUUUGGGACACGGGCCAAGUGGAAGGGCUCCGGCAGCCAAUCAGAUGGCAAAGCCGCGCGGGCGGCGGGCCGACCGCACCCGCACCCGCACGUCCAGUUCCCCUCACCCACCCAGCUCCCCGCCCCACCCAGCGAGCACUGCGAGGAACCCAGCGGCUGCGCACUCCGGAGGUUCUAACUGACAAGCGCCUCACUCCAACCAACAGACGCCAUUUGUGUUUUCACGCACGGCGGGAGGAGAAGAGGCCAAUCAGUGACGAAGCCUGAACCGGAAGUGCUCCUCCCCUGCGGGAACGAUGGCUCCGUCGGAUUACAAGCCUUUUCCGCUCCCUUCUCCCUCCCCCUCCGGUUGCCGCAGGGCGGGCCGCGCUCCCGUGUCUAACCCACCAGCCUCUGUUCCCUUCCAGCCCAAUAAACGCCCCACGCCACCAUCCCUCCGAAGGUGACGCUGCCAUCCUCGUUCGGCCCACCUCCACCACCCAUUCCCCGCGAACCCGCCGAGCCUCCCUCCCACCAGAGUCC
Nannospalax galili (Upper Galilee mountains blind mole rat) is the source of this 1032-nucleotide messenger RNA. RefSeq lists its product as uncharacterized. Bases 1 to 777 code for a protein of 258 amino acids. NCBI's taxonomy places the organism in Eukaryota, Metazoa, Chordata, Mammalia, Rodentia, Spalacidae. The transcript is spliced from 3 exons. The record is from RefSeq and is a predicted model, not a curated record.